Molecule: messenger RNA, 3028 nt
Organism: Erinaceus europaeus (western European hedgehog)
Lineage: Eukaryota; Metazoa; Chordata; Mammalia; Eulipotyphla; Erinaceidae
Gene: SLC7A4
Product: solute carrier family 7 member 4
Exons: 5
Coding region: 804-2723 (639 amino acids)
Biological process (GO): transmembrane transport; amino acid transport
Cellular component (GO): plasma membrane
Molecular function (GO): amino acid transmembrane transporter activity
Source: RefSeq, a predicted model, not a curated record
CAGCAGGUGGGUGGCAGCGAGCCCUCCUGGGAUAGACUCAGCAUCGGCAGCUGGCAGAGGCCUGGUUACCUGGGGACAGGGGUUUAGCGGAUCUGUCUCGGGAUCUCGCACCGGCUGUUGCUGGACGGGGCGCAGGGGCGGGGCCUAGGGCCUGGACUUAGGGGCACAAGGGGGGGAGGGCUCCUGGCCCCAGUCGCUGAAGCCCCUUAGUUUGUAGGGGAGAGCGGAGUGGCUGCCCCUAGGUGACGUCAGGUGGCCGCCUGGACCGCGCCCAAAGCCUCCCUUCCGUUCCGGUUCCAGGUCCUGGAGAUCUGGCCCUGCUCCGAGAAGGUUUAUUGCUGGGGCUCAGUGCCUGCAACAGGAAUCCACUGCUCCUGGAGGCUAUUUUUUCCCUUUUGUUGUCCUUGUUUAUGUUUUUUAAUCGUUGUUAUGGUUAUUAUUGUUGUUGUUAUUGAUGUUGUUGUUGGAUAGGAAGAGAGAACUGGAGAGAGGAGGGGAGACAGAGAGGGGGAGAGAAAGAUAGACACCUUAGGCCUGCUUCCCCACUUGUGAAGAGACCCCCCCACAGGUGGCGAGCCGGGGCUCGAACCCGGAUACUUACUCCGGUCCUUUAGCUUUGCACCACCUGCGCUUAACCCACUGCGCUACCGCCCAACCCCCUCCCCUGUGACUUUCUACCUAUAUCCUGCCCAUCCUAGCUCUUAGGUCUCGGGCGUGGACAGAGGCAGACCGAGCCACCUGCGAUUCCCCUCUGAUCCAGGGAGGUGCCAGCUGCAGACCUGGUGCUCUGCUUGCUGCCUGCCAUGGCCCCAGGGUGGUCCACCUCUGCCAGACUGGCGCACCUUUGCCAGAAGCUGAACCGACUGAAGCCACUUGAGGAGUCCACCAUGGAGACCUCACUGCGGCGCUGCCUGUCCACUCUAGACCUGACCUUACUGGGUGUGGGUGGCAUGGUGGGCUCGGGGCUGUAUGUGCUCACGGGCACAGUGGCCAAGGAGAUGGCUGGGCCUGCUGUGCUUGUGUCAUUUGGCAUAGCUGCAGUGGCUUCCCUGCUGGCAGCCCUGUGCUAUGCAGAGUUCGGGGCACGUGUGCCCCGGACAGGCUCUGCCUACCUGUUCACCUAUGUGUCCAUGGGAGAGCUGUGGGCCUUCCUCAUCGGCUGGAACGUGCUCCUUGAGUACCUAAUUGGCGGUGCCGCUGUGGCCCGAGCCUGGAGUGGCUACCUGGAUGCCAUCUUCAGCCACAGGAUCCGCAAUUUUACUGAGACCCACUUGGGUGUCUGGCAGGUGCCCUUUCUGGCCCACUAUCCUGACUUCCUGGCUGCUGGCAUCUUGCUUUUGGCUUCUGCCUUUGUCUCCUGUGGAGCCCGGGUCUCCUCCUGGCUCAAUCACACCUUCUCUGCCAUCAGCUUGGUGGUCAUCCUCUUCAUCAUCAUCCUGGGGUUUGUCCUGUCUCGCCCACACAACUGGAGUACUGAGGAGGGUGGCUUUGCACCUUUUGGCUUCUCUGGCAUCAUGGCUGGUACCGCUACCUGUUUCUAUGCCUUUGUGGGCUUUGAUGUUAUUGCUGCCUCCAGCGAGGAGGCACAGAACCCUCGGCGGGCUGUCCCGAUGGCCAUCGCCAUCUCCCUGAGCCUGGCAGCUGGUGCCUACAUCCUAGUUUCCACUGUGCUCACCCUCAUGGUACCCUGGCACAGCCUGGACCCCGACUCUGCGCUCGCCGAUGCCUUCUACCGGCGGGGCUACAGCUGGGCUGGCUUUAUUGUGGCAACUGGCUCCAUCUGUGCUAUGAACACAGUCCUGCUCAGCAACCUCUUCUCUCUGCCACGCAUUGUCUAUGCCAUGGCAGCCGACGGGCUCUUCUUCCAGGUGUUUGCCCAGGUGCAUCCCCGGACACAAGUGCCCAUGGUGGGCAUCUUGGUGUUUGGGGUUCUCAUGGCUUUCCUGGCGCUGUUGCUGGACCUUGAGGCACUGGUCCAGUUCCUGUCCAUCGGUACACUCCUGGCCUACACCUUUGUGGCUGCUAGCAUAAUUGUGCUCCGCUUCCAGAAGGCACCUGCUUCGGCCUCCCCAGGCCCAGCCAGCCCUGGCCCCCUAACCAAGGAAUACAACUCCUGCUCAGACCACAUCCAGCUGGUGGGCACUGAGCAGGGCUUGGCCCCAGAGCCUGGGCAACUGCGGCCAGCCCUACGGCCCUACCUGGGUUUUCUGGGCACACUCAGCCCUGGAGCUGCAGUGACCUGGGCACUCAGCACGCUGGUCACCUCUGCCAUCAUCCUAGGCUGUGUAUUGGUCUUUGGAGAACCCACAGUGCACCUUCCAUACUGGGGCUACACUUUGCUACUCCUGCUCAGCACUGCUGUGUUUCUGCUCAGUCUCCUCAUCCUGUGGGCCCACCAGCAACAAUGCCACCAGGACACCUUCCAGAUCCCCAUGGUGCCCCUGACUCCAGCCCUCAGCAUCCUCCUCAACAUCUGCCUCAUGCUGAAGCUGAGCUACCUGACCUGGCUGCGCUUUGCCAUCUGGCUACUGAUUGGGCUCGCAGUGUAUUUCGGCUAUGGCAUCUGGCACAGCAAGGAGAACCAGCGGGAGCUGCCUAGGCUGACCACCACACACUAUGUGGUAUUCCCCAGUAGCAACCUGGAAGAGAUGGUGCAAGCCGUGCAGCCCCCCGGCCAGGCACCAGACCAGGGAUCCUGCACAGAGCAGCCCUCCAGUCCAUGAAGACAACUGGGGGCCCAUCUACUCCCUCACCACAAGAGGCCCUGCUAUUUGAGGCACCUCAUGUUUGCCAAGCUGCCAUGCUCAGAGAAGAGAGAUUGGGAGUCAUCUCAAAACCACAGGGCCUUACUCCAGCUGCCGGUCUUCAUAUUUGUGAGUGGACUGUGGCAGCACCAGGGUUGUGGUCCCUUUGCCUAGAGCCUUCAAGUUUUUGACCAGUUCCAGCUUCCUGGGCAAACAGGGUGGGCUGAGUAAGGAAAAGGCCCAAAGCCCAGGGAUCCACAAUAAUAACUGUUUGGCCAGCUGUA